AUGGCCCCGCGCAAGAAAGACGUUCUAUCUACAGUCACUGACAAGACGGAGUCUGCUGCCGACGCAGUGGACCGGUCGACCAGCCACCUGCGCCAGAAGACUCAAUUGGAACGCGUUCCAUCCCCGGUUCGAUUUCUUCUGGUUGUGGCUAGCAGCUUGAUCCUCAGCUCUACCCUGUUUACCCUCUCCACGGGUAUCACCCAGGGCGAACUGGGUGAUGUGAGCAAACACCGCGAGGGAUGGUGGGAAGUGGGGGGAUUGACAGCAUGGAAGGCCGUCGAGGUUGGAUUGGCCUGGAUCUUGGGAUUUGACGGUCGAGAUGUGUCCUCGUUCAUCUUCUUUACCCACCUGCCCACCUUCGCUCUCCUGGCGUCCUUCUACCACAUCCGGCCGACCACCGUCCUCAUCUCGUACGCAGUUAUUCUCUCCUCGACGUCAAUCCCUUUCAUGGUCCUCCGCAACCCAUCCUCCGUGCACAACCUCUCCGGCGCCCCCCGGGGUGCCGUCUCCAACCGAUCGAUCCUUCAAGACCGCGCGACCACCAUCUACACCACCGUCGCGGCAACAUCCAUUUUCACCGUGGUCCUGUACAUCAGUUACGCCACCUGGAUCCCAGCCCAGCUGGUCCUCCAUUUCGUCAACAUCCCCGAUAUCAGCGCCGUGCACGCCGGUCCUGCGGGUCUCCCCGUCUUGUUCGUCGCCCUUCUCCCCGCCGGCUGGGCCGCGCGAGACUUCCUCUUCGCUAGCUCCGCCGGCGCAUUAGCGUCGAAGUCGGAUUCUUCUUCUGCUCGACAGGGCGAGUAUCUCGCCUCCGCGAUCUAUCGCAAGUCAUGGGGCUCCCUGUCCGCCAAGACGCGCGUCCUGAUCUCGCGCGCCUGCAUCCUUGCUAGUAUGCUGGUGAUCAAUACCGUCGUGCAGCUGGUGGGCACCGUUGACGGGGUCGACAUCCAAGGCGCGUCAGCGUGGGGAUCCCUCUGGGCCGUUGCGACUUUCGCCGUGGCAGGGACCUUUGGCUGGAUCGAGGCUGUUGACGGAGUAUAG
Aspergillus steynii IBT 23096 is the source of this 1041-nucleotide messenger RNA. RefSeq lists its product as uncharacterized. The coding region runs from base 1 to 1041 and encodes 346 amino acids. The transcript is spliced from 2 exons. The record is from RefSeq and is a predicted model, not a curated record. NCBI's taxonomy places the organism in Eukaryota, Fungi, Ascomycota, Eurotiomycetes, Eurotiales, Aspergillaceae.